Procambarus clarkii (red swamp crayfish) is the source of this 2146-nucleotide messenger RNA. The record is from RefSeq and is a predicted model, not a curated record. NCBI's taxonomy places the organism in Eukaryota, Metazoa, Arthropoda, Malacostraca, Decapoda, Cambaridae.
UGUGUUACAGCAAGACGAAGGCGCUGAGGACCUGCUUCCGUGAACGAGACAAUCAGUGGUGGUAUUGUCACAUGCCAAAACCUGUUAUAGACUUUAAGGUUUUGGAAGCUGGAAUAGAUCCUUAUAAGACAACAGAAGAACUUGUGAAGACUCCCUUCAACUUGGCUGAUGGACCUCUGUGGAAAGUCCGGCUUGUCCCAAGUCCAAUAGAGGCCUCCUGUCAUUGGCCGGAGGUGAAGGAGAAGUUUCCUUAUCACAAUUCACUGGUGUUCAGUUUACAUCAUGCAGCGUUUGACGGUUUUGAUGUGGCAGUGAUUGUUAGAUUGUUGCAUCAACUUCUUGAUGAUGCUUUGAGCGGAAAGCCAAUUGAUGAUAAGGAGAUUGGUCACCUUUUAGACCACAGUCAGACAUAUGAAACUACACAACGAGUAAAAGAGAAUCUUGAAAAUAAUCCACAGAAGUUAAAUUCCUUACUUAAUGACAGGAAGAGUAAAGAGUUCAAACCUCUCAUUAUGCAGGCGUUUGGAGCUCCGGAGCCGUCUUCCGCAAGAACAGAAUACCUCAAAGUUGCAAUACUAAACCUUUCCCUGCUUCAAAAGUUCCAUAAGAAGUGUCACUCUGAAGGAAUCAGCCUCAACUCUGGGCUUGUGAGUGUAGUAAACACGGCCUUGGUAGAACUGGUGAGGGAGGGCGGGCUGGUGCAGGACGAGUAUACAGUCACCAGUCUUCACCCUACUGACCUCCGCCGCUACAUGACAACUGACGUCAAAACUCUCCCCAUGGGCUUCCAUGUGGCCCCAAUGUCUCAGACUAUGCCAACCCCAUACAAUGUAAGAGAUCAUUUCUGGAAGUACGCAAAACAGUUUGAUAAUAAAUUCAAGAAAAAUCUAGAGAAUAAAUUUGUAUUUGAAGAAAUGAUCUUGAACAGAAUGAUAAAUCAAGAUAACACAUCCCAUGACAAGUUCUCUACAAAUUCACACCCUAUAAAAUAUGACUAUAUGUUUUCAAAUAUAUAUUCGCCUAAAUAUCCAAUUUUGGGAGUAGGUAAAAAUGUUCAACUUACCGAAAUGAGAAAUAUUAUUCCCAUUGACACUGCGCAUGUGGGUCACUUAUGUGGAGUGGCCAGUAUUCGGGACAAGGUUCGAUACGAGCACUAUUAUUCAACACGCGCCAUGACCAGAGAAAUAGCACAAAGGAAAUUUGAAAAUGUUGUAUCAAUUUUUAGUGAAAUGGCUCAGUAAUAUCUUCACUUCAAAGUUAGAUGAAAGGUAACUGUGUUUACCGAACUGAUAAAUUGCUUACAACCCUUCAAGAACAUCGAAUGAUUCAAGGAACGAACAGAGGUGAAGUAAUUACCUAGAGAAUGCAUCAAGCCAUCUACAUAGCACCAUAAGCGUUGCUGAAGGUUCUGGACGCUGGACGCACUGAGUACCUCUAAUUGAGAAAAAAACACUAAGGCAAGUGCUGUCAAAGGUAUAUAAAAUUUAUUGAUACAUGAAUUCGUAAUAUCUCCUGGAAAUAUCCUCUUUUGGAGACGAAUUCUUCGAAUUCAUCUCCAGGAUCAAAGGAUCAGCUCCUGAAGAUGUAAACAAAGUGGUGAGAACUAGAUAUUAGAGUUCAUGGACAUUGACAUAAAAACUACGCAUAUUCCAUUGAAAAAUAAACAGUCAAAACCAAAUAAAACGAUAAAAAAAAGAGGAAAACUAGGGUGAAGAAUAGUGAAUUAAGAAGGAUUAAGAUGAGGUUCAGUGACAUCCGCGUUGAGAGGCGUAAGUAAAUCUAGCAAAGACGGUAUAAGUGGAGAAGGCGGUGGAAAAAAGGUCCGCUCAUGUGCCAGGUAAGUCCACAACAGGCUCACCAUAGCCCGUGCUACUUGCCCCGCUCCUGUGCCAGGUAAGUUACUGGCUCACCAUAGCCCGUGCUACUUGGAACUUGUUCCGAGUAGCUGAAUCUAUAACAACAACAACAACAGAGAAGAAGGUGCCUUCUCCCACCGACCAGUGUGGGAGAAGGCACCUGGGAGGAGCGGUCAAAGUCAGCAGCAAGCUGUGGAUCAAAGACUUCACCUGGAGUUUUCAAAGCGUUGUCGGCUGACUCCCUCUCCGAGACGAGAGGAGGUACGGGGACAGUUGGGGAUUGAACUGAA